Molecule: messenger RNA, 1272 nt
Organism: Balaenoptera acutorostrata (minke whale)
Lineage: Eukaryota; Metazoa; Chordata; Mammalia; Artiodactyla; Balaenopteridae
Product: melanoma-associated antigen 10-like
Exons: 1
Coding region: 1-798 (265 amino acids)
Biological process (GO): negative regulation of transcription by RNA polymerase II
Cellular component (GO): nucleus
Source: RefSeq, a predicted model, not a curated record
AUGAGCGAGCUGCGCCAGCCUGAGGCAGACCUUCAGGCCCCAGUCCAGGCCCAGGGCCCCGUGGAGGCGCAGGUGUUCGGGGCUGCGGGGGAGGAGGCCGCCUCCCCCUCCUCCUCCUCCUCCCCCGUCGCCCCCUCCUUCUCCGCCUAUGCCGAGUCCUUGCCCCAGGAGGCACUUACUGUGCUGAUGGCUGACCUGGUGGCGUUCCUGCUCCUCAAGUAUCGCACCAAGGAGCCGAUCUGCAAGGCAGAGAUGCUGAAUAUGGUCCUCCGUGACCAUCGGGACCACUUCCCCGUGGUCUUCAGCCAAGCUUGCGAGUGCAUGCAGCUAGUGUUUGGCGUGGACGUGAAGGAGGUGGACCCCCGCGAGUGCACCUACGUCCUGGUCCCCACCCUGGGCCUCACCUGUGAUGCAGUGCUGAGCGAUGGGCAGAGGCCCAAGGCCGGCCUCCUGGUGCUGAUUCUGGGCCAGAUCGCCCUGUACGGUGACCGCACCCCUGAGGAGGAUGUCUGGGAAUUGCUCAGCAUCAUGGAGGUGUAUGUAGGGGAGCAGCACUGCAUCUAUGGAGAGCCCAGGGAGCUCCUCACCGAAGUGUGGGUGCAGGAGGGCUACCUGGAGUACCGGCAGGUGCCCCACAGCGACCCCGCCCGCUACGAGUUCCUGUGGGGUCCCCGGGCCUACGCGGAGACCAGCAAGUGGCAGGUCCUGGAGCAUCUGCUCAGGGUCAAUGGAUGGGAUCUCAGGUCCUUCCUAUCCCUGUGUGCAGAGGGUGUGAGCGAUGAGGAAGAGGGGGCCUGAGCCAGAGCAGCAGCCAGGCUCCUUCCAGGCCCAAGUUCACUGGUAGGAAGUGAGGUUGGUCCUUCACUCUGAGUUUGAAGAGAGAGCGGUCGAGUUUCCAAGUAGCGAGGGCCCCUGCGAGUGGGGGGAACAUGGUGUGUAGCAUCUUUGGGUUCCUGUUGUGUAUGUUGACAUGGAAUAUCAUCUGUUUUCUUUAGGAAUUUUUCAAAUGUUAUUCGUUUUAAUGGAAGACUAAACAAGCUACAGUGUCUAACUUUGUGAAUGACUUUGAUUAGAAUGUGUUUAUAAUUACCCAGUUUAAGUACAAGAGUUUUGCUGUUUUGUAAAAGAGAUUGGGAAAUCUCCCAUUCCAUUUUGUGACCCUGAGGCAGAUAACAUGGAAUUGGAAUCAGAACUGCUCUGGAAGUGUGAAAGUACUUAGCAGUAAUAUAGAUGGGGGAAGAAUUAGAAAAAUAAAAGUAAUCGUAGUGAGUU